AUGAAAAGUCUCAUCCUUUUCAAGCACUACAAUGUCUUCAUUGUCAAAAGGCUUUUACCAACGAAUAUGAACUCGAAGAGCACUAUCGUCACCAUGAUGACAUUCACCUCCGCCAUCAUAUCGACAGCUCUCGAACAAAGUCAGAGGAUGUCUUUCGAAAAUGGAGUCCCGGGGAUAGCUCAUGACGGAUAUGGACCUAACGAGUUACUAGGUGGACUUCCACGCGCAGACGGUGAUUUAGUUGCCAUAAGCUUGAUCAGCAAAGAGAGCCUGGAAAACAGGUACGCCCCUGACGGGACUUUCCGAUCUCCUCAGUCACCCAGGAGGCCUCAUUCAGUUCUGUCAAAACCCGAGAGAUUCAAGAGUAUUAAAGGAUUUUUCAAGAGAAAGUCGGAGGCCAAGCAAAAGCAUCCGCAGCACUCACCACAGACACCUACUGUAGAAAACCAGCGCAAGGAAUGGAAACUCGCAUACCUGCAUGAAUCAUCAACCUGGGUUGUUUCUAGUGGAAGUGACGGCUGGACACAAUCCUACACAUUGGGAGAGUCGAGAAGGGAAACAUACCAACGAAGCCAGUCAACACAGCCAGCAAACCUCUCAGGGUCGGCUCUUCCGGUUUAUGACAUCCUGACACAAAUAGGGACGUAUGCAAAGAGCCACGCAAUCCAAAAUGUGGCCGGACUGAGAAAAAUCAUGGACAUUCCCCCCAGCCUCCAUCAGGUAAAUGGGGCUCAUGUCGGGAGCUUACGCUGCUGGCUAGACGACGAGAAACACAACUCAGGUCGAGAGGGACUGUGUCCGGAAUCAGGCGUGACUAUAUUGUCCAAUGGAUUCUCCAAGCGCCUGCUAGCUUGGGAUACAUGCGGUAGGCACAGAUUGAUUGACGGUCAGGACCUAUGUAGGAUCGUUCCUGCUGUUAUCGGCCACCCGAAUGGCGACCUCGAGACCGUUAGGCUGUCCUUGGGGGCCGUUGCUCAGUAUCUUCUACAAAGCGGUAAUGUGCGUGCAGCAGAGGAGCUAUAUUGGGAUUUGUUUGAGGCAAUACGAGCUCUUGAUGGGAGUCUUGAUCUCGAAUUCAUUGUUUUAUGCGGUCUCGGACAUACAUAUAAUAAGCAGGAAAUGCGGGAACGAGCUAUCAUGAUUCACAUGAAGGCAUUGGACAGCUGUGAAAACAUCUACGGCUCUUCUGGAGUCAACAGCUUCACAAUUCUCACUCAGAUGGCGACCAACUACGAGAGACUCGGUCAAAUAGCUAAUGCCAUGAGUCUGUACCAGCGCGCGCUUCAAGGACGCUUGGACUGUGAUCAACAAGAAGAUGCCUUGGAUGACAAGGAAAAGCUGGGAGAGUUGAACCAAGCUUUGGGAAGAAAUACCCAGGCAGCUCGACUUUUCGAUGAAGUGUACCGGGGAUUCCAGGAGCUCCUUGGGCCCCAUCAUCGGAAGACUCUGCUGGCUAUGACCAAUCUGUCGGCUCUUCUUUUUGCCACAGGCCAUCCUGAUCGAGGCAUAUCGCUCUUGCUUACUGCAGUACCGCUAGCGUAUCGGAUUUUGGGACCUGAUGAUCAAGUAUCCAUGGCAUGUGUCUGUAACUACUUGAUAUACUCUCCGACAACUCGCCUUCAACCCUCAAUUCAAACGGUCACCGAUCAGUAUCUAAGCCGUAACAAUCAAUCCUCGCUGAAUGUCCUGAAGAGUCUUGCAGAGCUGUAUGGUAAAAAAGGCAUGGGCCGCCAGGCAGUGGAAACCUACAAGCUCUUGUCUGAGAGAAUCAAGUCGGUGAGUGGGACUUCAAAUCCAAUGAUACUGGAUGCUUUAUAUGGAUACGCUUUCUCGCUGCAGUGCGUUGGAAGAUUCAGUGAAUCGAUGGAGCAAUAUCGCCAUCUUCAUUCGCUGGCAGUCACACUUCAUCCAGCCCAAUCCCAAAGUUGGAUUAAUAUCGUCAAAAUCUCAUUGGAAGGGUUGAAUAAGACAAAGGCGGAUCUUGACCAGGAGAACCUGGACUGGGGAUUGGAUGUUCCUCAAGUGUGUUCGGACGAAACGUGUCCAAAUAUGACCAAACGAGUUUGCUCAAGUAAAAUACCAGCUUCCAUGAUUGCUUUUGGAGAUCUCUGA
This is a messenger RNA of Aspergillus wentii DTO 134E9, 2112 nucleotides long. RefSeq lists its product as uncharacterized. Bases 1 to 2112 code for a protein of 703 amino acids. The record is from RefSeq and is a predicted model, not a curated record. Lineage: Eukaryota; Fungi; Ascomycota; Eurotiomycetes; Eurotiales; Aspergillaceae. The transcript has 6 exons. Gene Ontology annotation, molecular function: protein binding.